UUAGGCAAUUUUUUUUUGCAGUUAUUUAUCGAGAAAGUGGCAUCAAGGAGCUGAAACCUAUGGGCGAGAAUGGAAAGUUGGCGACAUUGUUGGUAGUUUUUUGGACCUCAACGAUCGAACUAUUGCUUUCUCGUUAAAUGGCGAACUAUUACUUGUUAAUGAUCCAUCUGGUUCGGAAGUAGCAUUUGAUAAUGUAAUAUCUGGUGAUGGAUUUGUGCCCGCUAUGACGUUAGGAGCUGGUCAAAAAGCUCGUUUAAAUUUCGGACAAGAUUCCAAUACUCUCAAAUAUUUCACAACUUGUGGUUUGCAAGAGGGAUAUGAACCAUUUUGCUUAUUCUGCAGCAAUAUGUAUCGGCAAAUGCCAAUGUGGUACGCGAAAAGCUUGCCACUUUUCACAGAUAUCGAUGCAGGUUCAACAGUUGAAGUUUAUCGCAUUCCUGCUACUGGGAACAGUCCACCGUGCCUGAAAAUAUCACAGAAGAUUGAUACGAGUGACACUUCAUCAAUGGAAAAAGCGAAGAUGGAAUAUAUCCGUUUGUCGCUUCCUGUUAGAUGUCAUAAAACAUUUUCCAAAGUUAGGAACAAAGAGGCAAUAAUGCAAGCGAUACGUGAUAUUCAGGAGCGUAUGGCACAUGAAAAGAUAGGAAUGCCUUCUAUUAGACCAAUUACGAUUCCAAAAGAGUUUGAGGAUUCCAGAUAUGCUCAAACUAAAAAAACACAUGGAAAAUCUCUUUUGAAUACCUUCAAACGCAGCACAGAAGAUGAGGAUGCUGAAUCAUCUCGCUCAAAACCAAUAUCUUUGGACGAGACUCAUGAUCUUGUUGAACGUCCUGGCUUGGGGCAAGAAGGUCAUAAGAAAAAAGAAAUCGAAAAGAAAAGUAGCGAACCUAGCGGCAUUGCACGAAGCACUUCAAGUUUUGAUGGAACGUCCGAUGAAGCACUUAAUGUAGCCACAACUCCACUGAAAGACUUGUUUCGCAUGGUUUUAUGGUUCCAAAGAUAUAAAAAUAUGAUAUGUUCUUUUCAGAUUGAUGAGUUUUAUUAUGCUAUAAGAAUAUUCCCUGGUCAGGACCCCGCUAAUGUUUGGGUUGGUUGGGUAACACCAAAAUUUCACUACUAUUCAGCUAGUUUUAAUCUGGGCGAAAGUGUUCGGCGAUGCAAGUUUCAAUAUGCAGCUAAUGACGAUCCGGCUGAUGACAGCUUAGAAUAUCGUAAUUGUUAUGUGAUGAAUGCAGCUGAACUAUUGCAAGCUGUGCCUGAUGCAGCUAAUACGAAAGUCACUGGUCUCCUAAUUGGUUGCAUCAUAGACACCUCCAUUGGCGAAUUAUCAUUCCUUGCUGCUGGUCAGGAUACUGGUAUACGUUUCCAGCUGGACCCUGGAGCUAUGCUUUAUCCUGCUGCAUUUGUUGCACCAACAACUACAGAAAUCUUGCAAUUUGAGCUCGGAAGAAUCAAGUAUACAUUCCCAUUGUCAUCUGCAAUGUUCAAAUCAUCACAGAAAAGUUUAAUACCAUUUUGUCCACCUCGUUUAACCGUUGAAAAGAUACAGCCUGUUCACUGGGCUCGUGUACCAAAUGAAUGCCUUCGAACAACUGCUUUAAAAUUAUCGGAUAUUCGAGGUUGGUCAAUACUGUGUGAUGAUCCGUUACAAAUGAUGACGAUCUAUGUGCCCGAAAAAGAUAUGAGUUAUGAUAUCCUUGAAUUGAUCGAACAUAAUGAUUGUCUUACUUUUCAUCGGCAAACUCUAAAUCUUUAUUGCAAGCUUGCUUCAUUUGGUAAUCAAAAAGUCGCGCAUAUAUUAUGUUCUCACGUUGAUGAGGACCAGAUUAUGUAUGCAAUCAAAAGUCAUUACUUAUCCGGGCCUAUGCGUCAAGGAUUUCACGAUUUUCUGAUCGCUGUCCACCUCAAAACUCAUGUGGAUGCUUGUAUGGCAGGGGCGCAUGAAUAUGUUGUUCCAUUAAUAAAAGAAUUGGAGAUGAAAAACGUUUUUAGUUCUGAAGCAGAAGAUCGUUUCCCUCUAAUUUAUGGACGUUGUGUCUCAAUUCGCCCAACGAUGGCUUCUUGUGUAGUCCGUACUGAUUUCAAAAAUGAUACUGAUACGAAACUGCUUGCUCCUACUUUUAAUUUCGAAGCACUCAAAUCCCAUGUGACGUCUUCGUUGAUUAGCGCAACAGAGCAUGCUGUUAUGAACUGUAGGGACUUAAUCGGCGGAUGUAAUAGCAGUCAUUUCGAACCUCUGUUCAAAUUAUUCAAUUCGCUCCUUGUUAUUAAUCUGAUCGAUGAUGAGGAUCUAAAGGAUGUGCUAAAACUGAUUCAUCCAUCAGCUUUUGACGAAACUUAUGCUCCUGGCAAUUAUUUCUUUUUAGGAUCAGCGCGAAAAGGAUUAACAGAAAUCUGGCUGGAUGAAAGCGUCAAGAUUCAAUUUGUUGAAAUUUUAGAUAACAUUUGUGAUAUUCAGUUGCGUCAUCGAGUUGAGUCUCUUAUUGCAUUUGCAGUUGGCUUUGUUAGCGAUUUACAACAAGAUCAGUGCAAAAGAUAUAUGGAAAUAAAGCAGACAGAUAUGCCACCAGCUGAGGCUGCUAAACGCACCAAAGAAUUUCGAUGUCCUCCUAAAGAACAAAUGUUUCGACUUAUAAAAUGUAAGCAUUCAGACAGCGGUGCAGGAAUAAUGCUCGAUGACGAGGUAGAGUAUGAUCAAUGUCCCAUGGAUGAAUCGCUUCAAGAACAAUUGAGGAUAGAAAGUUUAGAGCAUCCAGGCAACUUACCUCCAUCCUCAAGCUAUUCUCUUGCAAAAGGGCUUUAUCCUAAAAGUCAGUGGGGUGAACUCAACCAGAAUAAGAAUACUAUUUUAGAAAAAAUAACAUGUGUUGGUGCUCUUAGUGAACAUUGCAGUGGAGUAGAUGUUCGCGGUAUUUUAGAAUUUACUUGCAAGGGUUUGGCUUGGCGUAUCGUUCUGAGCAUCAGUUCGGUUUCUGUUGCCGACGGAGAAUUCUGUGCAUUGUUGGUAAGCAAGAUCAGAUGUAUAAAAAAUACUGAUGAUGAAAUAUCAGAGGAUAUGAUUCCAUUAGAUGACCAAAAUUCAUGGGUGGACCAAUUGGCUCAACUUGUUAUAAAUGUGCCACCGCCGCCAUUUCAAAAAGACGAUAGGAUCGAACAUAUGGGAUCAGAAAAUUUCAGGCGAAUGGUUUGUAAUAUGUUAAAAUCAUGGGCUACUAGCAGCACAAUUGAGAGCCAAAUUUUGAUUCGAAAAAUGUUCGCCCUUUUGCUGCGACAAUAUAAUGGGGUUGGAGAGAUAAUUACAGCAUUGUCACAAACUUAUGUUCUCCAUGAACGUAACAUAGAGGAUGUUAAGGAUUUCAUCGAGCAUCUCAUUCAAGUGCAUGAAGACGUUAUGACUAUUAUGAUGAAUGUUCUAACUGCUCAACAAGGCACUGUAGAGCACUCCGAUCGUGAUACAUCAGAGGAAAAUUUGGCAAACAAAACAGAUCGGCAAUUGAAUGCAUCUGAAAUGGUUGUGGCUUGUUCACGUUUUUUGUGCUAUUUUUGUCGGACAUCUCGACAAAACCAAAAAGCUAUGUUUGAACACCUUUCAUUUUUGCUUGAUAAUGCUACGAUGUUGCUAGCACGGCCAAGUUUGAGAGGUUCUGUUCCUCUGGAUGUUGCUUAUUCGAGUUUUAUGGACAAUAAUGAACUUGCUCUAGCACUUAAAGAGGAAGAGUUGGAUAAAUUAACCGUCUAUUUAAGUAGAUGUGGUCUGCAGUCAAAUUCUGAGUUAGUUGCCAAAGGCUAUCCAGAUAUUGGUUGGGAUCCAGUGGAAGGUGAACGUUAUCUCGAUUUUCUACGCUUUUGUGUCUGGAUUAAUGGUGAAAGUGUGGAAGAAAACGCUAAUCUUGUUAUACGGCUACUUAUUCGUCGUCCCGAAUGUCUAGGUGUUGCUCUAAAAGGCGAAGGACAAGGUCUUUUCUCUGCUUUUAAGGUCAAGGAAGCUAUUGCUUUGUCUGAAGAUAUACAUGCGCUUGAAGAUGGCGACGAUCCUCAGUUGCUGAGUAGCGCUGUUUUAAGACAACAACAGCAUUACCCAAGCAAAGAAGCUGAAGGUGAGGAUUAUAUCGACCUUGGAGCCGCAACUUUAGAUUUUUAUUCUUCGCUAGUAGAUCUCCUUGCCAAAUGUGCGCCAGAUAGAUUGACGAUACAGGCAGGUAAAGGCGAUAGUGUACGAGCACGAGCAAUUUUACGAUCUCUUAUACCACUUGAUGAUCUCGGUCAGAUCUUGUCAUUAAGAUUUACCAUUCCGAACCUAAUGGCUCAAAAUUCUGCAGAUGAAGGUGAUAAGAGUAAGCUGAUUCGACGACAAUCAUCCGGAGCACAUACGAUUCUAUCGAAUGAUUUGACAAAUAUUAUCGCUGUUUCGGAUGCGAUAAUGCUUCAUUCAGAAAUGGACGAUAAAUUUAUGGAUACUAACAAUGAACUGGGAUCUGAUAAUAGUACUGCCUUUUUGUCGGCUGAUGGAAAUACUCCAAGAAUGGCUAAUACAAGAUUCCGCCUUCUCCGUUCGUCGAAAAUUGCUUCUCCUGAUUCGAAUAAACUUGAUCAAAAGAGUUUAACUGAUGUUGCUAACUAUAAUAAUUCAAAAAUGAUCUUAGAUCCUGGGCCGCGUCCUGGCUUUUUACCAAAUCAUAAACAAUCAGUGUUGCUGUUUUUGGACCGUGUAUAUGGUAUUGACUCACAAGAGAUGUUAUUUCAUUUUCUGGAGAAGAGCUUUUUGCCAGAUUUGAGGGCGUCCACUAUGAUGGAUUCGCCAAAAGCAGUUGAAAGUGAUACUGCACUGGCCUUGAAUCGCUAUUUAUGUAAUGCAGUUCUUCCUCUCCUAACCAAUCAUUCUAGUUUUUUCUCAGACGCUGAACAUCAUGCUGCCCUUUUGGACGCCACUCUGCAUACAGUAUAUCGGAUGAACCGCUUAAAAUCAUUAACAAAGAAUCAACGAGAUGCUGUUUCCGAUUUUCUAGCAGCAAUUACGCGUGAAUUGCCUCCAUCAAUGAUGGUGAAGCUAAUGAGAAAAGUGAUCAUCGAUGUACAGGAAAUGAUUGAACAUUUCAUUGUUCCUUUGAGGAUUAUGACGUUACAUUAUGAAAGAUGUACAAAAUAUUAUGGCUCCGGAAAUGCAUAUGGUGUGGCAUCAGAAACGGAAAAGCGAUUAUCUAUGCUUCUAUUUUAUGCAAUUUUUGAUGCUUUAGGCAGUAUUCCUUAUGAUCCGGAUCUUUUUGGAAAAGCACUUCCUUGUUUAACUGCAAUUGGCUCCGCAAUAUCGCCUGAUUACACAUUGACGACUGGUGGUGAAGAUGCAGAAAUAAUAAAAAUAAGAAAUGACCAAGGCCUGUGGACUCCAAAAGUUGUGGAUGUUUCUAAUUUUGAGCUCAGUGGAAUGCUUAGCAAUAUUACUACACAAUUCGCUGAACAUUUUCAUGAUUCAUGGGCUAGCAGGAAGAUUGAAAAAGGAUGGGUUUAUGGCGAUUUGUAUUCAAGGCAGAGCUUAACCCAUCCUCGUUUAAAGCCAUUUUGUUUGUUAAAAGAAUUCGAAAAAUCAUUCUAUAAAGAAAGAUGCAGUGAAUGUCUAAGGGCUUUAUUGGCGUGGAAUUAUACAAUAGAACUAGUGGACCGUGAUGCCGCUGAAAAAGCGGAACAGAACCACAGUUCAUCAGGAAACUCAAUUCAAAAUUUCAAUCCAAGGCCUGUGGAUUUGUCAAAUAUGACUCUUGAAAAGGAUAUGAUGAAUGUGGCGGAAAAAAUGGCUGAGCAUUCCCAUAACAUUUGGGCUAAACGAGUCUUUUCUGAUCUAAAGACUAAAGGUGGGAAUAUGCCUGCUCAACUCGUGCCGUGGGAUUUGUUAACAGAUUACGAACGUCGAAAAGACCGGUUUCGAGCAGUGGAAAUACUCAAAUUUUUGCAAUAUCAUGGUUAUCGAGUUUCAAGCUCGCAAAAUGUUGAACCAGCUGCAGAACGAGUUAAGGCAGAAAGUGAAAGAGGAUCAGUUGAAAAAAGAUUUGCAUAUAAUUUGUUAGAAAAGCUUACGCAGUAUUUAGAACAAGCUUCUGUUAAAAUGAAGACAAUAAAGCCCAGCCAAGAAUUGAGCCGACGUAACAGUUUUCAGAAAGAAGGUCAUGACGUAAAAUUCUUUGAAAAGGUUGUGCUUCACCUUAUUCAUGCUUAUUUCAAUGCCCACAGAAAUUAUUUCCUUGCAAGCAGUAGUAUUGUUCAAACGGGAAUGGCUUCGAACAAAGAAAAGGAGAUGGUGGCCAAUUUAUUUUGCCGACUCGCUUUUCUUCUUCGAAUCAAGAAUCAUGCAUUCGGUAGUGUGGCAAAAGUCGCAGUACGUUGUCUACAAGUGCUAACUCGUGCGUUAGAUCUUCGAACUUUGGUGAAAAUCAAUUCGGAUAUUGUGCGAACAAGUUUAUUAACAUUCUUCAAUAACUGUGCUGAUGAUUUAUAUUUGGCUGUGAAAGAACUUCAGAAUGGUGGCCAAUAUUCGUUAUUGAGAGGCGAAAAUCUCACAUCAUGGAUGUCGCUCGAAUUCGCCAAUCAAGUGAACAUUCCAGUUCUGACCACAAUGUUCUUUCACUUAUCUGCCAAUCAUUUUGGCACUGAUCUCUUACUAGAUGACAUUCAGGCAGCUUGUUAUAAGAUCCUUGAUAGUGCAUAUCUUUUGAAUGGACUUGGUUCAGAACCACCGCAAGUGCAUCACCGCAAGUCAAUUGCUUAUGAAACGGAAAAACACCGACCUGCGCUUGGUCAAUGUCUUAGUGCUUUUGCUAGCUGUUUUCCAAUUGCAUUUCUCGAAGCAGAAUUUAACAAAUAUAACAAAUAUUCGGUGCUGGCGAAGACUCAAGAUCAAUCAGUACAAGUCCAAGAAAUGCUGCAAAAUCUAGCAGCACAUAUCCCGAAAUUGGAAAAACUACUUGCUGAUAUAGAAGAAGUUAGUACCAAUGGUGUGAUGUAUAAAGAUCAACCAAAUAUAUACGAUGUUGAUCUACCAUUGAUAUGUGCUUAUCUGACUUAUUGGUGGCAACUUGGGCCAGAUGGUACUGGCAAAACUAGUCAACUGACAACAAGCGUUACUAGUGAUCAUAUCAAUCGUGUAUUUUGUGCUCUUCUUACUCUGAUCUGUAAUCAUGUUGGUGUAGAAAAUGCCUCUUGGCUAUGUCGAAUCAAUACAUUUUCUGUACAGGUUGUACAAUAUGUGAGCUGUGAUCCGAUAAAGGAUUAUAUGCUACCAGUUGCUGAGCGUUUAAGGCGCUUGGCUGAAAAAGCAUUUAAAGAUGAGGAGCAUAUGAGGACACAUCCUGACGAUGCAGAUGAAGGGACUGUUGUUGAGGACAAUGCACGUUUAGUGCGCGAUGUUUAUGCUUUCUUCCCUAUUCUUAUGAAAUAUUGUGAUUUACACCGUGCACAGUGGCUGAAAACUCCAUCAUGGGAAACGGAUGGUAUUUAUGAGAAUGUCGCGGUUAUUUUCAAAAUUUGGUCUUUGUCACAACAUUUUAAACGUGAGGAGCUGAAUUUCAUGGCACAGUAUGAAGGUGAAUCAUUUUCGGCUGCAACUGGAGAAAUGAAAACGGGUAAAGCUGCUAUUGCAGAACGUAAAAAGAAGCGUCGAGAAGGACAGGUUCGAAAAGAUAAGCAUGCGAAUUCAAUCAUAAUAGCUUGCUUGAAACGAUUAUUACCAGUUGGCUUGAAUGUAUUUGGUGGACGUGAAUUAGAUAUCGUGCAACAAACCAAAGAAAAGUUUUUGGCGAAAGAAAAUGAAGAUAAAAUCCGCGAAUUCGUUCGUUCCCUUCUUGAAAUACCCGUUAAGACCGAUCCAACGGAUAAAAAUGCAUGGCAGUUAAGUUUGUAUCGUAAAAUUGGAAAGUCACAAAUGCGUGGUAAUGAAGCUAUGACUCAAGAUGCAAUCGUUGAAAAAAUCACUAAUAUGGGUCAAGUAGUUGCCAUUCUUCACAUUACGGAGCAUUCAUCAACGUCGCUAAAGAGUGCGUGGAAGACGAUGUUGUCAACUCAGCGUAAACGGGCCGUCGUCGCUUGUUUCCGAAUGAUACCCCUUCACAGUGUCCCAAGGCUUGAUCAUUUAAAAAGAAUGAAUGUUAAGUUCAGGGUGACAAGCAAACUUGAGAAGGAGGAUCGUUGGAAGAAGGUAAUAUCGCUUCAGCGGAAGCGUUUGGCCAUCAGCUUAAUAACAGCCAGUCAUCUGUACAGGGUAGACAAGCAUCGUGCAGUCAAUUACUUUUUACCCGCUUUCAGCAAGCUAUGGUUGGAGGAUGAUAAUAUUGGUCAAGACGCAUUAAUUACUGAGAUUACGAACACUGAAGAUGAGGAAGAUGUUCCACACACAAAUCUGGAUGAUGAAUUAUUUAGCGAAGAUUUUCGUGAUGACAAGAAUGCGGUAACACGUGCAGACCCUUUGAAGCAACUGAUUCAAUGCUUCCAACGAGCAGCAACAAGUGAGCAAAGUCAAGUAGCUUCAAUUGCAAAUGAUACUCUCUUCGUUAAUUUCGCUCGUGUUAUGUCCAAAUCAAUUCAUAUAGAAGAUGAAGAUGGCGAUGGUGACGAUGAAGGCGAACUUGAUCAAGCUCAAAAAGAGGAAAUAUCGCAGGCACUUCGAGCUGAGCAGGCAAUCUUAGCUGAUCGUGGGGCAGCAAUAAUGUGCUUAAUGUAUUUGUCAGCAAGUAAUGGAGAGCCAAGUGAGAUGGUUGCUGAGACAUUACAACUGGGAAUUCAUUUGCUAAGUGGAGGCAACAUUCAUAUUCAAAAACUUCUUAUUGAAUACUUACAACUAAAGAAGGAUGUAAGGUUCUUUACGUCUUUGGCUGGUCUCAUGAAUAAAUGUAGUGUGCUUAAUCUGGAAAUGUUCGAACGUCAAAUCAAGGCAGAAGGUUUGGGCAUGCGGGCUGAAUUGGCAGCUGGUGGCAAUCAGAAUUUGAAUGAUGCAGAUUUUACUUGCAGUUUAUUUCGCUUUUUGCAACUUACGUGUGAAGGCCAUAAUUUAGAAUUUCAAAAUUAUUUACGAACCCAGCCAGGCCAUACCACUAGUAUCAAUCUGAUUAAUUCAACAGUGGAUUAUUUGCUUCGAUUACAAGAAUCUGUUAUGGAUUUCUAUUGGCAUUACUCUAGUAAAGAAGUAAUUGACGAAGGAGGAAAAGAGUAUUUCCUACGUGCUAUUCGAGUUUGCAGUCAAGUUUUUAAUACACUCACUGAGAGUAUCCAGGGGCCUUGUGUCGGCAAUCAAAUGACAUUGGCCAAUUCACGAUUGUGGGAUGCAAUUAAUGGUUUCUUCUUUCUUUUUGCGCAUAUGAUGGAAAAAUUAUACAAGAACAGCACUCAACUUGAACUGCUUCGUGAAUUUCUCAACCUUCAAAAAGAUAUGAUUGUUUUGAUGCUUUCCAUGCUUGAAGGUAAUGUUCUCAACGGACCAAUUGGCAAACAAAUGGUCGAUGCACUAGUUGAAAGUCAGCAAUGUGUUGAAAUGAUUUUAAAGUUUUCGGAUAUGUUCCUCAAGCUCAAAGAUCUCACUACUUCCCAAGCUUUCCAAGAUUUUGACACCAAUCGAGAUGGUUGGAUUUCUCCAAAAGAGUUUCAAAGAGCAAUGGAAAGUCAAAAGAUGUAUAGUGUUGAGGAAAUAACUUACUUAAUGAUGUGUACUGACGUGAAUAACGAUGGUAAAGUUGACUACAUGGAAUUCACGGAGCGUUUCCACAAUCCGGCUCGAGACAUUGGCUUCAAUUUGGCAGUAUUGUUAAUAAAUCUCAAAGAACAUAUCACAAACGAUCCUCGUCUUGAGAAGAUCAUUGAAAAAGCGAGCACAUUAUUAGAAUAUUUCGAUCCUUUUCUUGGUCGCAUCGAAAUAAUGGGCUCGAGCAAAAGGGUGGAAAAAAUUUACUUUGAAAUUCAAGAAUCAUGGCUUGAACAGUGGAGCAAACAACAAAUUAGGGAUUCCAAGAACUCAUUCUUAUUCAAUGUAUUACAAGAUGAUGGUGGAGACCAAGGAAAACUGGAGGCUUUCAUAAAUUUUUGCGAAGAUACUAUUUUCGAAAUGCAACAUGCGGCAGAAAUAAGCGCAGGUGACUCGGCUGACUCAAAAAUGGAAAGAGCACUCAAGCAGAGGGAAUAUUUCUUGCAACAAACAUCUGCUGGCGCUCAGAUUUCUGCAACCUUUAAAACAGGAUUUAACUAUGGCUUGAAUGCAGCUACAGCUUUAAAACCAUCACAUAUGAUAUUUAAAUCAUCUCAAAAAAUUGCCUUGUUUUUAUAUUUGGUUAUUUGUACGUUAUUCCGUUUCGGUUACUAUUUAAUGACACCGGAGAAGGAUGACGAAACUGGUCAAACUCCAUUACCAAUCGCUGAAAGCAUGACAACACGCUUUCAAACUGUGCACCCAAAUGACAUACCAUCAUUUCGCUAUCAUCAUCAUCAUGAUUUCGACGUCUUUGGUGUUCAUUUACAUACAGAUGACACAGUAGUUCCUCCUACUCCAACAUUUGGUGAUGUAACUUCAGCCCCAAAUUUUCCUACGGCUGCCACAGAGACCGUGAAAGUCCAAACGACUGCAGCUGCCCCAGCUUCUCCAAGCAUAUACGAAGCACAGAGCGUGGUUGGAUCUGGUCAAUACGGUAUAGUAGCCAGUCAUGCUGCAUCAGAGUUUAGCGAAACUUCUGGUUAUUAUGAGCCAAAAAUUGCUGAGCAAAGUCUAAUCAGGAAUAAAGGAUCGAUCUUAAAUGUAUUAGCACGCAAUUUCAAGACAAUUGAGAAGACGACCUUGUAUCUUGCAUUCUUUAUCAAUGUUAUUUUGCUAUUUCAUCGAGUAAAUAUCACGUCUGGCUCAGCUGCUGACAAUAAUGGCGGUGAAGAAGAGGAAGGAAAGGAAACGGUUUAUAUUACCGGUAUGGUGGUUCCUUAUAUUGCUUAUGAAAUAACUGGUUGGACAUUGUCCCAGCUUCUAUACUGGAUAAGCGUACUACAUGCACUUGCAUCUUUUGCUCUUCUCGUAUCAUUUUAUCAGCUGAAGGUAAUCCCUUUAAUUACAUUCAAACGUGAAAAAGAAGUAGCUAGGCGCUUGAUGUUUGAUGGUUGUUGGAUCACCGAAGAAGAUGAGGAAGAAAGAAGUUUGGUAGACUCCGUCAUGUGGUACCUCGACCGCAUUGUAAUCAGUUCAAAGUCAUUCCCGAUGAAAUAUUGGGACAAAUUCGUCCGUCGAAAGACGCGACAAAAAUUCCGUGAACAAAUUGAUGAGGAAACAUUAAAUGCAAUACUAGGUGAAGAUAAAUCGGCUGGAGAUAAUUCAUUCGACUAUCGCUAUACUUGUUGGUUAUGGCUUGGUGUAAUAUUGACCAAUGGUCAGUUCCUCUAUAGAGUUAAUUACUUGUUCUGCUCUGCAUGUGGAGUAUUCUUCUCACCAUUUUUCUAUGCAUUUCAUCUGAUCGACGUAGUGCUUUCUUUCCCUAUGUUAAAAGCAAUUCUACAGUCAGUUACUCACAAUCUACAACAGUUGAUCCUUACAAUUAUGAUGACUCUCGUUGUUGUAUACUUGUACACUGUGGUUGCAUUCAAUUUUUUCCGGAAGUUUUAUAUACAAGAAGGAGAAGAAGGAGAGGAACCUGACAGAAAGUGUCACAAUAUGCUAACUUGCUUUAUAUUCCAUUUCUACGCGGGUGUACGAGCAGGUGGUGGUAUUGGUGAUGAACUUGAAUCGCCAUAUGGUGAUGACCUCGAAUAUCCUCGUAUGCUUUACGACAUUUCAUUCUUCUUCUUCGUCAUCGUUAUUCUUCUCGCUAUUAUGCAAGGUUUGAUCAUUGAUGCCUUUGGCGAACUACGUGACCAGCAAGAAUCUGCAACUGAAAAACUGGAAUCUUCUUGUUUCAUCUGUGAUAUUGGCAAGGAAACGUUUGACCGUAUGCCAAGAGGAUUUGAAAUUCAUACGACUAAAGAACAUAAUUUCGCUAAUUAUUUAUUCUUCUUGCAACAUUUAGUAAACAAGGAUGAAACGGAAUAUACAGGUCAAGAAACAUACGUAAGAGAGAAGUAUGAUAAUCGUGACUGGGAAUUCUUUCCAGUUGGCGAAUGUUUCGUGAAACAAUAUGAAGAUCAACUACUACAGUCCUGA
Molecule: messenger RNA, 12145 nt
Organism: Dracunculus medinensis (Guinea worm)
Lineage: Eukaryota; Metazoa; Nematoda; Chromadorea; Rhabditida; Dracunculidae
Source: the annotation of a GenBank genome assembly